This is a messenger RNA of Rubroshorea leprosula, 3730 nucleotides long. The record is from the annotation of a GenBank genome assembly. NCBI's taxonomy places the organism in Eukaryota, Viridiplantae, Streptophyta, Magnoliopsida, Malvales, Dipterocarpaceae.
AAUUCGAGAGAAUGAGGGAGAGAGAGAGAGGGCGAGAGAGUUUCAGGGUUGCAAGUACCAGACACCGGACUAGGAUCAGGCGGACUGUACUAGGCAGAGAGUUCAACCGGCGCAGAGGAAGAAGUCGACAAGGAGGGGUGGACAGGGCAGAAUAGAGGGUGUGGUAUGGGAAGUAGAGGGAAUAUAUGGAAAGGGAAUAUGAUGUGGGAAUGUUCAAGCAAGCAACUGGCUUCUUCUUCACCAACAUUCCCAAUGGCUGGAGCUACUUUGAAAUGUGGGCAGAAUUUGCAAAAUUUGGCAGAGUAUUUGCAAUAUACAGCCCUCCAAGAAGAAGCAGAAAUGGAAGAAGGUUUGGCUUUGUCAGAUAUCUCAACGUUAAGGAUGAGAAGGAACUAGAGAGGAAACUUGAUCAGAUCCGAAUCAGGGGCCACAAGAUAUGGGUUAACAUAGCCAAGUAUCCUUCAAAGGAAGUUAAAGAAAGGGAGACAAGGAGAAUCGUAACCACAAAUAUGGUUGCUGCAGGAAAAUCAUAUGCAGAUGCAGUAAAAGGGAAGUUGGGAAGGGCUCCACAAAAAGCAGAACAUAUACAAGCAGAGAAGAGGCCGAAACUCCGAGCAAUGGGGGGCAAGAUGAUCUUAAUGGAAUGCGAGGAUAAAGAGGAAUUAAAAGAGCUAGUACAGGGUGUUGUAAGCUGGCUGGGAGCACCAAUUCAUGCUUGGGGGCCAGAUUUCUUUGAGAAUAUGGCUAAUGCAUGGGGCAAGUUUAUAUGUCUAGAUGAUAGUACAAGCAAGAGAAAGAGAUUCGACAUAGCCAGAUUCCUUAUAUCGACGUCGAUAAUGGAUUUAAUCUCGAUUAAGAGGCAGAUCAAAGUUAAUGGAGUCUUCUACAAUCUGAAAUUUUUGGAAGAGGAAAUGACUAAUAGUCUAUUCUCAUUAAGGUAUGAUUUUAUACCAAAUUUUAAGAGCGAUUCUUGCUCUAAAGAGUCAUGGUCGGAGGACAGUGAUGAUGAUGAGGAGCUGGGAAGUAAAUUCAGUGCAGAAGAUAACGGAAAUAUCGACGGAGAAGAAGAAGAUGUCAGAGGGGAACAAGAGUUAAAUGAGCUAGACAAACAGUCGACCAACACUCCGUCUGACAAAGCAAAUUUUGAAAUGAAGGGCAUGGAAUCAGUGGAAAUGGUGGUGGACAGUAUGGAGGGGCUUCUAGAAGCAAGUGACAUGGGGAGUGGUGAAGAGGUGGGGCUUUGUAAAUUGUACUUUAAGAGUAGGACAACAACGGACUCAAUAGAGAACACGAAAGAAUAUGAUUUAGGCCAAAGGCUAAAGCCCAUAUUGAAAGGCUUGGGUCCAAUCCAUGAAGAACAUGAAGAAGGAGACAAGGAUAUGAGGGCCCCAUCGGAUUCAAAAAAGGAUGAGGAAGAGGCUGUCAAGAUCCUUGAAGAAAUGGAGACCCGUGAUAGAAAAGAGAAGGCAGAGGGCAGCUCAAAAGAAGAAAGAAAGAAUAAGAAGGAAAUAAAAUUAGCAGGAGUAGAUAAAAAAGUUUGUAGAGCAGUGUGGGGGUCUGAAGAUUUUGAGUGGGUAGCCAAGGAUGCUUGUGGAAUGUCGGGUGGCAUGCUUUGUUUGCGGAACCCCAAAGUGCUUACCAUGUCCAGAAGAAUAGAGGGAGAAAACUUUAUAGGCAUAGAAGGAAUUUGGGGGAGAGAGGCAACCCCAGUGAGCAUAAUUAAUGUAUAUUCCCCAUGCCAGUUAUUGGGGAAACAAACCUUAUGGGAGGAAUUGAAAAAACUGGUUUCCGGUAGAGGAGGUAAUUGGUGUAUUGCAGGUGAUUUCAAUGCAAUAAGAAAGACAGAGGAAAGAAAGGGGAGCAGGGGUAUAAGCAGUGAGAUGAGAGAGUUUGAUAGUUUCAUAAGAGAAGCAAAUUUGAUUGAUAUCCCACAAUGGGGUUUAAGAAGAACAGUAUCAGAUCACUGCCCAAUCCUACUCAAAUUUCAGCAAGUAGAUUGGGGUCCUAAACCAUUCAGGUUCUUUGAUGCUUGGUUAAAGAUGGAAGGUUGUAGGGAGCUAAUAAAAGAGGUAUGGAGCAAAGCAGAAAUCGAAGGAUGGGCAGGGUACCGUCUCAAAGAAAAGAUGAAGUUGACAAAGAAGGCACUAAGGAAAUGGAGCAGGGACUCAACCCUGGAUAUUGAGAGUAAGAUAAGCAAUGCUGCAGCAGAGAUAGACUGGAUUGAUAGCAAGGGGGAACAAGAGCAAUUGACGGAAGAAGAAAUCAAGAAAAGAAGAGAGGCCACAAUAACCUUAUGGGAAAAUAUGAAGAGAAAGGAAAGUAGGAUCCAACAGAAAUCAAGGAAGACAUGGUUAGCUCACGGAGAUGCAAAUACAAAGUUCUUCCACAAGUGUGUAAAGGGGAGAUGGAGAAGAAAUGAGAUGAGUAGCAUACACAUAAAUGGAGUCCAAUUAAAGGAAGCUAGCAGAAUGAAGGAUGAGCUCGCUGGUUUCUUUGAGGAGAUGUUUAAGGAAAAACAGAGGGUUAGGCCAAAGCUGGAUGGGGUGUGUUUCAAACAGUUCUCACAAGAAGAUAAUGAUUUCAUAACUGGACCCUUAAGUGAAAGUGAGAUCAAGGGAGCAGUGUGGGAGUGUGAUAGCUCGAAAGCACCAGGCCCUGAUGGGUUUAACUUCAGCAAGAUGGUGAAAGGACUCAACACAUCCUUCAUUGUACUGGUUCCCAAAUCGAACAAUCCGCAGAAGAUAGAGGAGUAUCAACCCAUCUCUUUAAUUGGAGUCAUGUAUAAAAUCCUAGCCAAGUUGCUAGCCAACCGCUUAAAGAAGAGGAUGGGAUUUUGUGACAAGUGGACGAAGUGGAUCGGAGAGUGUUUAAGAACAAGCCUUGUAUCAGUUCUGGUCAAUGGUAGCCCAACAAGGCAAUUUAGUGUUUCAAAAGGUCUUAGACAAGGAGAUCCCCUAUCACCCUUCUUAUUCCUAAUCAUUGCGGAAGGUUUAAAUGGGCUGGUAUCAAAUGCAACUCAAAAAGGAUUGUUGGAGGGAGUCGAAGUGGGAAGCAGAGGUCUGAAAUUGUCACAUCUUCAAUUUGCAGACGACACAAUCCUAUUUGGAGAAGCUACUGAGAAAAAUGUCCUAGCAAUGAAAGGAAUUCUGAGAGCAUUUGAAAUCGUCUCUGGACUUAAGGUCAGUUUUAACAAAAGCCAACUGAUGGGAAUCUGUGUACAAGAGGAAUGGUUGGAUAGAAUGGCAUGGCUGCUGUGCUGCAAAAAAGGAAGUAUGCCGUUUAAGUAUCUAGGAAUCCCUAUCGGGGGGAAUUCGAGGAGAAUAGCCUUCUGGAAACCAUUGCUGGAAACCUUCAACAAGAAGUUUCACACUUGGAAGGGUCGGUUUCUUUCUCUUGGUGGUCGAAUAACUCUUAUUAACUCAAUACUGUCCAGCCUCCCUAUGUUUUGGAUGUCACUGUACUUAGUCCUGAGAGGUAUGAUUCUUUUAAUUGAUAAAAUUCGUAGAAGAUUUUUGUGGGGGGGGGGCUCUGAGGGAGGGAAGAGGGUUAAUUGGGGGCAAGUCUGUAAAGGAAAAGAGAGUGGUGGAUUGGGGGUUGAGGACUUGAGGAAGUUUAAUGUGGCGUUAUUAUGAAAAUGGUGGGGGAGACUAAUGUCGGAAGGAAAAGGAUUAUGGAAAACUGUCAUUUGUGAGAAGUAUGGAAGGGUAGGGGAAUCGACCUAUAACAUGCU